This is a messenger RNA of Malassezia restricta, 1008 nucleotides long. RefSeq names its product thioredoxin reductase. The record is from RefSeq and is a predicted model, not a curated record. The transcript has a single exon. Gene Ontology annotation, molecular function: thioredoxin-disulfide reductase (NADPH) activity. The coding region runs from base 1 to 1008 and encodes 335 amino acids. Gene Ontology annotation, biological process: removal of superoxide radicals. NCBI's taxonomy places the organism in Eukaryota, Fungi, Basidiomycota, Malasseziomycetes, Malasseziales, Malasseziaceae. Gene Ontology annotation, cellular component: cytoplasm.
AUGCCCCCUGUCGAUAACAAGAACGAUGCUGGAUCAAAGCAGCCCCACAAUGUUGUAAUCAUUGGUUCUGGCCCAGCAGGUCACACUGCUGCUGUUUACCUGGGUCGUGCAAACCUAGAACCAGUUAUGUUUGAGGGUUUCCUUGCAAACGGAAUUGCUGCGGGUGGUCAGCUCACUACUACUACAGAUGUGGAAAACUAUCCUGGCUUUCCAGAUGGUAUUGGCGGCUCGGAGAUGAUGGACAAGUUCCGUGCUCAGUCCGUACGCUUCGGAACUGUCAUUCACACGGAAACAAUCUCCAAGGUUGACCUCUCUAGUCGUCCUUUUAAGCUAUGGCGUGAAGGCCAUGAAAAUGAGGAACCCGAGCUUGCAAAGGUAAUUAUCGUCGCCACGGGUGCCUCCGCACGUCGUAUGCACUUGCCAGGUGAAGAGACGUAUUGGCAGAACGGUAUUAGUGCUUGCGCUGUAUGUGACGGUGCCGUCCCAAUUUUCCGUAACAAACCAUUGGCUGUUGUGGGUGGCGGUGACUCAGCUGCAGAGGAGGCUACAUAUCUCACUAAAUACGCAAGCCAUGUUUAUGUUCUUGUGCGUCGUGAUGAGCUGCGCGCAAGUAAAAUUAUGGCCAAGCGUCUUUUGUCUCACCCCAAAGUCACGGUGCUUUUUAACACUGUGGCCACAGAGGCUAAAGGUGACGGAGAACUACUUAAUGCUGUUCACAUUAAAAACAAUCAGACAGGUGAAGAAAAGGACCUUCAGGUGAACGGCCUUUUCUAUGCCAUUGGCCACAUCCCAGCCACGUCUGUGUUUAAGGGACUGGUAGACCUGGAUGAAGACGGCUACAUGCUGACGAAGCCCGGUACGUCGCUGACUUCCGUGCAUGGUGUCUUUGCCGCUGGUGAUGUUCAAGACAAGAAAUAUCGCCAGGCUAUUACAUCUGCUGGCAGUGGUUGUAUUGCUGCCCUGGAUGCUGAACGCCUCCUGGCUGAAGAAGAGGCAGAAGGUGCUUAG